Fundulus heteroclitus (mummichog) is the source of this 2683-nucleotide messenger RNA. RefSeq names its product excitatory amino acid transporter 1-like. Gene Ontology annotation, molecular function: glutamate:sodium symporter activity; L-glutamate transmembrane transporter activity; neutral L-amino acid transmembrane transporter activity. Gene Ontology annotation, biological process: L-glutamate transmembrane transport. Gene Ontology annotation, cellular component: plasma membrane. Bases 83 to 1603 code for a protein of 506 amino acids. The transcript has 10 exons. The record is from RefSeq and is a predicted model, not a curated record. Lineage: Eukaryota; Metazoa; Chordata; Actinopteri; Cyprinodontiformes; Fundulidae.
CUUAGAUGAAAACUUUUGAGUUGCUAGUCACAGUAUAUUUCAGCUUUUAGGCUAAUUCAAGUACGAGGCGAAAAAGUUUAGCAUGAAAGUUCUCCACAUGUCUGCGAUGGUGCAGAUGUUGAGGCUUCCGAGGUCUGAGGACAUGUCUGAGGUAGAGGCGGUUCAGGUUGCUGAGCCUGAAGAAAACCAGAAAAGCCCCACAUGUUCUCAGCCUUUAAGUGAAGUAGGUUCAACUGGGAAUGAAUUUAACAUUUGGAUUUUUCUCAAGAGGAACGCCUUUGUGAUUCUAACAAUGGCUGCCGUUGCAGUAGGGAUUGGACUUGGCUUUGCUCUGCGACACGUUAACAUGACUGAGAGAGAAAUCAAAUAUUUAACUUUUCCUGGAGAGCUGCUGCUGAGAAUCCUGCAGAUGAUGGUGCUCCCGCUGAUCGUUUCAAGUGUGAUAGCGGGCAUGUCAAACGUUGAGAGAAAAGACUUUGGGAAAAUCGGGCUUCGGACCUUCACCUAUUACCUGCUAACCACUGUCAUCGCUGCGUUCACUGGCAUUUUCCUGGCGCUUCUCAUCCAGCCAGGAAAGUCAUCCCAGCAUGACUCGGGGUCCUCCUCUGGGAAAACGGAGGCUGUGCAGAGCGUGGAUGCUUUCCUGGAUCUAAUCAGAAACCUGUUCCCUUCAAAUCUAGUGGAAGCUUGUUUCAGAAAAUAUUUAACAGUUUAUCCCGGCAGUAAUUCCUCAGGAAAUCCUGCAGGAGCCACUAAUGUGUCUGCGAACACACCAAUGGCAGGAACCUCAGACGGCAUCAACAUUGUGGGUCUGUUGGUGUUCUCCCUCGCCUUUGGCCUCAUCCUGGGGAGCAUGGGCACAGAGGCAAAACCUCUAAGAGAUUUAUUCAUCUGUCUAAAUAAAGCAAUUAUGCUUCUUGUUAAUGUAGCCAUCUGGUAUUCACCAGUGGGAAUCAUCUUCCUGCUGGCGGGGCAGGUUGUAAAAAUGACCAACGCAGCAGACAUCGGUCGUGACGUGGCCAUGUACACUUUGACUGUGAUCGCUGGGUUGAUCAUCCACGGCUGCUUCACGCUGCCGCUGAUCUAUUUUACAGUCACAAGAAGGAAUCCCUUCAGGUUUUACGCAGGCAUCCUCCAGGCUCUCAGCACAGCUUUUGGGACUUCAUCCAGUUCUGCAACCUUGCCGGUCACUCUCCAUUGCAUGGAGGAAAAUCACAAGAUGCACACACAGGUGACGCGCUUCAUGCUGCCUAUAGGGGCCACAAUGAACAUGGACGGUGCUGCCCUCUAUGAAGCAGUGGCUGCUUUAUUCAUCGCCCAGGUCAAUGACAUGGACUUCAACCUUGGACAAAUCAUUGUCCUCAGUUUGAUUGUCACAGCAGCGAGCACUGGUGCAGCUGGUAUCCCUCAGGCUGGCAUGGUAUCCAUGUUGAUAGUGUUGGGCUCAACGGGGCUGCCCACAGAGGACAUUUCCCUGCUCCUUAUGGUUGACUGGAUUCUGGAUCGUAUCAGAACUGCCACCAAUGUACUCGGCGACUGUAUUGGCGUCGCCGUGGUGCAGCAUCUGUCCAGACAUGAACUACGCACAUCCAGUCCUGCAUGAACAGACCAGAUGUUGGAAGAAAAGCCGCCCUCCAAGACCACCUGUAUCACAAUGGGACAAAUGCACCCGACGAGUUGCCUGACAGAAUAUAAGCAUUUAGGCUGAAAUAAUAAGAUAAAGAAGUCAUUGAUAGAAAAUUGUAUUGACAGAAAUCUUUUGAAAGGGUCUUUUUUGUUUCUUUAAGCUUCUGGCGGUUUAUGGCAGGGAAACUCAAUGGAGAAACCCAGAGAUUUUUUUUUUCCCUAGGACUCAACAGAUUCUUAAGGGUUUCUCAGGCCAAAAGUUAUAAAUCCACCAGCCAGUUUUGGGCAUGUCCCGUAGUCUCCACUUACAAGGACAUGUCUUCUAGACAGUCAUUGGGAAAGCUUUAGAAAAAAACAUUAACUGACUUCUUUUACGUAAAAUAGAGCUCCUAGCCUGGAAGCUACAGAAGAUCCUGAUCAUGCUGUAAAGGUGUUGCUUCUCCCACCAAACUGGUUCCGUGGCCGAACUGGAAUUAGUGGUUCCUCAGUUUGUGUUGUUUUGGUUUUCGUCCGCCAAGUUUAUGACACAAGACAGUGAUAACACAGAGUCGUGUUAGCACUGGAGGCCUCACUGGGUCUCUUCUUUUUUAAUACCCUUCAUCACACGCGGGGCAACCCAUCUGUUUGUGCUCUUUCAUAAAUACCAUUGCUGCCUGCACACUAAUGGCAUCUUAGUGUGGCGGAUGUUUCCAAGUGUUGCUUGAACCAUAUUUUCAGUUGGCUGGCUGCUGGUAAAUACCGCCCAGAUACCAGUAAUGCUGGUCGGGAGUGUAAGCAAUUAUUUGAUUGUACUUCCUUGUGAAAAAAAAAAAAAAAACCCGUUGCAGCUGUCUUCAAAAUGUUCAGUGUGAGACAUAAUGAUUUAAGCUAAACAUAAACUUUGUUCAUCGUUUGUGAUAAACUUACCUUGCCCAUACAAAUGUAAUCGUCUACAUAUGUUAUAAUUUCUAAAUCCCGACACACCAGCAGGAGAUCGUUAACAUGAAUCCUUGUGGCGUUCUCCUAGUACGGGCCAGAGAUGGGCACGUCAUGUAACUACUCCAAACGCACUGUCGCC